Messenger RNA from Didymodactylos carnosus, 372 nucleotides. The record is from the annotation of a GenBank genome assembly. NCBI's taxonomy places the organism in Eukaryota, Metazoa, Rotifera, Eurotatoria, Philodinida, Philodinidae.
AUGCGGCUUUCAGUAGCCCGACCGGACUCGUCGACUGAUCGUUCAGUAUGUCCCAUUACACUGGAGCCAAUUCGCGAUCCUGUCACAGCCAAAGAUGGCCAUACAUACGAACGCGAGGCAAUUGUAAAAUGGGCUUUACAGUCAAAUGGAACAAGCCUCAUGACCCGACAACCUCUCGGUGUUAGGCGACUGCUACUUGACUCGACUAUCCAAUAUUCAGGAGCUGCUCCGAUGCCUUUUGUGAGAUCAAAUCAUGUUGCAUCCCUUUAUCCAACCAAUUCAUCUGAUGUGCCUACUACACUAAUGCAUGGACCAAAAUGCUACAAGAGCGGUUUUUGUCAAGGGUAUCGUACUUGGCCUCAUGGCAAUUGA